AUGCGGCGCCUCCAGGGACCCUCCCAGUCUUCCAAGGGUGGUGGCGUUCACAAGGUCCUGCUCAGGGGCAGCAGUGACCCCAGUAGCUCUCUCAGGGGCGGUGAUGGCCCCAGAAGCCCUAUCAGAGUUGAUGGCCCUCUCAGGGUCCCUCCCAUGAGCGGCGGCGUCACUAGGGACCCUUCCAGAGGUGGUGGCGCCCCCAUGGACACUCCCAGGGACAGCAGCGCCCCCAGCGAUCAUCCCAGGGGUGAUGGCAUUCCCAGAGUCCACUCAAGAGGUGGCGGCGCCCCCAAGGACCCUACCAGGGAAGCGCAAAAACUGCUGCACCCCAGGGAUCCUCUCAGAGGCGGCGCUCCUCCCAGUGACUUACCCAGGGGCGGCGACGCCCACAGAGACCAUCCCAGGAGUAGUAGUGUUCCCAGGGUCACACUAAGUGGCAGCAGCACCCACAGGGGUGGUAGCACCACCAGGGCCCCACUCAGAGGUGGCUGCACCCCCAAGGACCCUCAGAGAGGUGGUGACGCCCCCAGAGUCACUCCCAGGGACAGCGGUGCUCCCAGAGACUCGCAAAGACCCUCCCAAGGGCGGCGGCGCCCCCAGGAACCCUACCAGAAGCGGUGGCCCCCCCAGGGACCCUCCCAGGGUUGGCAGAUCCCCCAGGGAACCUUCCAGGGCGGUGGCGCCCCAGGGACGGCGGCGCCCCUAGGGACUUUCCCAGAAACGGCAACGUCCCCAGUUACCCUCCCAGGGGCUCUCAAGGAGGCCCUCCAACGGGUGGUGGCCAUCCCAGGGCCUUCCCAGGGAUGGUGGCAUUCCCAGGGUCCCACUCAAGGGCGGCAGCGCCCUCAAAGGUCCUUCUAG
Messenger RNA from Homarus americanus (American lobster), 861 nucleotides. RefSeq names its product skin secretory protein xP2-like. The transcript has 2 exons. The record is from RefSeq and is a predicted model, not a curated record. Lineage: Eukaryota; Metazoa; Arthropoda; Malacostraca; Decapoda; Nephropidae. The coding region runs from base 1 to 861 and encodes 286 amino acids.